AUGUUCAAUCUCAAAUACUAUUUCAAAUAUGUUGAUAAAUCAAUUUAUAAAAUUGAAGUUUACUUGAUUAAUGAUACUAUUUGCUUCAUUAUUUAUUUAUUGAUUUACAUCUAUUAUGCUAUCAAGAAGUAUUCAAAUAGAGUUCAACUAAAUGAUCUAGAAUCAUUUGAAUCUAGAUUUUAUAUGAGAUUUUAUGAUUUAAAUGAUGUUGAUCAAAAAUCCUUAUAAAAAUUUAUUGAGUAGAGAUUUGUAAAUAGAACAAAAAUAAUUAGAAGAGAGGAACCAUCGAGAAAUCAUUAGGAAAUUGUAAUUAUUUCCUGAUAAAUUGAUUAAUUUAGAAGAUUAUGAAGAUGUUGUAAUUUGCAGAGAAGAAUUAUUAUAAGAUCAAUAAUUAGUAGGAUUGGAAUGCCAUUUGUACUCAUAUUUUUCAUAAGGAAUGA
Messenger RNA from Paramecium primaurelia, 440 nucleotides. NCBI's taxonomy places the organism in Eukaryota, Ciliophora, Oligohymenophorea, Peniculida, Parameciidae. The record is from the annotation of a GenBank genome assembly.